Messenger RNA from Aureococcus anophagefferens, 4296 nucleotides. RefSeq lists its product as hypothetical. The transcript is spliced from 3 exons. Lineage: Eukaryota; Pelagophyceae; Pelagomonadales; Pelagomonadaceae. The coding region runs from base 1 to 4296 and encodes 1431 amino acids. The record is from RefSeq and is a predicted model, not a curated record. Gene Ontology annotation, molecular function: oxidoreductase activity; protein binding; calcium ion binding.
AUGGCCGCGAUUAUUCGAGUACUCGGCCUGGCCCUGGCCGUCCACGCGGCGCGCAGCGACACCUGCGACGGCACCUGCGACGCCCGCACCAUCAACGGCAGCGCCGCCUGCGGCCUCGAGCUGCUGCCCUGGGAUGGCAGCUUCGGGGCGACCGUCGCCACGCCCAUGCGCGACAUCGUCGACGCGCCCUGCCUCCACGACGCCGUGCGCGCGGCCUUCGCCGCGCACCGCCUGCUGCGCUGGAGCGGCGAGGCGCUGGCGCCCGACGACGAGCUCGCGUUCAUGAAGCUGCUGCCCCACGACGGCAGCCCCGGCGCCGCGCACGGCCCCCAGGGCGUCGCGGGCGUCGACGCGGAGAAGUACGCGCGCUGGCGAGUGCCGGCGCGCGACGAGAUCCUGCUCCAGGGCGAGGGCUUCGUCCCCGCGGGGCACCACGGCGUCCCCGAGGGCCACCUGUCGAGCGGGAAGCCCAUCAAGGAGUGGCACACGGACGGCCACUACGAGGCGCGGGAGCCGUCCAUCGCGACGUCCAUGUACUGCGUCUCCGUCAAGCCCGUCGGGGGCGACACGCUCUUCAUGGACGCGCGCGUGAUCUACGACGAGCUCGACGACGCGGAGCGCGGCGUCUUCGACUGCGCGGACAUUGAGUACUCCAGAUCGCCCGUGUCGAUGCACAGCUCGGGCUACCGCGCGCUCCUCGAGGGCGAGUCGGCGGCGUCGAACGUCGGGAGCUUGUACGCGGAGGGCGCGGGCCGGGCGCGGGCGCCCGGCGCCACGCACCCGGCGGUCUGGGUGCUCCCCGACGGCGACGGCCGGCGAAGCCUCCCGCUCGCGCCCAUGUGGAUCGACAAAUUGAACAUCAACGGCACGACGCUCGCGGGCGACGAGCUCCAGCUCCUCGUCGCGAAGGUCCUCGCGCGCGGCGAGCGGUCGCUCAAGACCUACGCCUGGACGCCCGGCGACUUCGUCGUCUGGGACAACCGCGCGCUCCUGCACUCCGCGACCCCGAACGACGGCUUCUCGCCCGAGGGGCUCCGCCUGCUCCACCGCAUCCGCCUCGCGGGCAACCUCGCGCCCGCGAGCCACGCGCUCCAGGGGCUCGCUAGCAACCCGAGCGCCAUGACGCCGCAGAAGAUGAGGCAGAGAGGGACGGACCCCGCCAAGAUGUGCGCCUUCUUCCACCGCGACGGCGCGGGGAACUGGCACCCCUUCUCCGACGCGGAGAACGCCCUCCUGGAGCGGGCGCACGCCGACGGCGCGCCGCGCUGCCGGUUGCCGACCAUGGGCGCGAACCCGGCGGGCCACCGCGACUUCGAGGUGCGCUUCGGCGCGAACGCGACGAGCGCGCGGAUGCCGGCGGCGCCGGACACGGGCAUGAUCCAGGUCAACGUGGAGAACGGGAACACGCGGAUCGUCCGCCGCGACGCGCCGGCGGCGCCGGACCCCUUCGGCGCGGCGAUCCAGCUCACGCAGGACUUCGCGUCGAGCAGCGCCAUGUACGGCUGGAUGCUUCGGAAGAAGCUGAGCGGCUGGCGCCGCGGCGCGUGGCAGCGGCGAUUCUACGUCCUCGCGCCGCGGUCCGGCGCGCUGCUCUACUUCACCAAGGGCCUCCACACGCGCGAGGUCCAGCUCUGCCGGUCCGCGGACCCGGCGGCGCCCCAGGCCAAGGGCACGAUCCUCCUGCGGAACGCCAUGAUCCUGCCCGAGACCGUCGACGACGACCGGCCGCACUCGUUCUCCAUCGUCGUGCCCGGCGCCGAGUACCACGUCUCGGCCCACUCGGCGCAGCUCAAGGAGGACUGGAUCAAGCAGCUCAUCAAGGUCGCGCGCGGCGAGCCCCUCGACCCGCCCGCCGGCGCGCCCGCGCCCGCGCCGCCGCCCGCGGCCGCGCCCGCCGCCGCGCCGCCGCCGCCGCGCGACGCCGCGGGGCCCCAGGCGACCUGGCUCGGCGUCGCCGGCGCCAUGAGCUUCUCGAGCGCGGGCGACCGCCGCGGCGGCGCGACGCUGCCCCUCGGCACGCCCUCGGGCGCCGUCCCGCUCCCGGCCGUGCCGGCCGCCGCGGCGUCCGCCGCGGCGUCGGGCGCGGCGUCCGCGGCCUACGCCGCCAUGCCGCCGGCCGCGCCGCCGUCCUACGCCGCCGCGCCGCCGCCGCCCGUCGCCGCCGCGCCGGACCCCUUCGCGAGCCUGCCCGUGCCGACGCUCGACCCCGCGCCGCCGCCGCCCGCGCCGGCCUACGCGCCGCCGCCGAAUCCCUACGCCGCGCCGCCGGAUGCCGACGCGCCGCCGCCGGACGCGCCGCCGCCGGACGCGCCGCCGCCGGACGCGCCGCCGCAGCUGCCGUCGCCGCUGCCGUCGAAGCCGUCGACGGAGGACAUCGCGGAGUCGUUCGGCGCGGUGCUCCAGGUCUCCGGCGGCGACGCGGCCGGGUCCGCGGCCGAGGAGCACAGCGAGUGCCCCGUCUGCUUCGACGAGCUCCACUCGCGGCCCUGCGGCGUCCUCCUCGGCGACGGCGGCCGGCGCCUCUGCACGCACAUCGUGCACCUCGACUGCCUCAAGGACCUGCCCUCGGGCCGCGGCACGGGCAAGCCGCUCUGCCCGCUCUGCCGCCGCGAGAGCGGCGCCAUCGUGCCGCUGCCGUCGCUCUUCGCCGAGCCGCGGCGGUGGUUCGACCUGCUCGACGUCGAGGGCGACGGCCGCGUCGAGCCCGACGACGUGCUCGCGACGCUGAAGUCGCAGCUGCCGCUCGACGAGUCCGCGCUCGACGACAAGUGGGACGAGAUCUGGGACCACUUCGACAUGGACGGCACGGGCACGCUGUCCUACGACGAGUUCGUCGACGAGGAGCGCGGCCUCCGCGCGUUCCUCGCGAAGUUCGACAUCGGCGACCGGAUGGCGGCCGCGCCGCCGGACGCGCCGCGGCCGCCGCCGCCGGACAUCACGGCGGACAAGGAGAAGUGGUUCGAGUACUGGGACGAGGACGGCUCGGGCGCCCUCGACGAGGGCGAGAUCCUGCGCGCGCUCGUGCACAGCCUCGAGCUCCGUGGCGACCGCGAGAGGGUGCAGAACGUCGCGGAUCUCGUCAAGGCCGUGCUCGCCGCCUGCGACCUCGACGGCAGCGGCCAGAUCAACAAGGCCGAGUUCCUGGCGCCGCGCGUCGGCCUGGGGGACGUCAUCGUCGAGAAUCUGGGGUUCUUCGCGACCGGCGGCGGCGGCGCCGCGGCGCCGCCCGCGGCGCCGCCCGCGGCGCCGGCGCCCGCGGACGCGCCGGCGAACUUCGACCUCACGGUGCGCACGAACGGCGGCCGCGCCUACUCGUCGCGGGACCUCCCGCCGGGCACGGUGACGCCGGACACGACCGUCGGCCUGCUCAAGGACAUCGUCGCGCAGGUCCACGGCGAGACGUCCGUCGCGCACGUCAAACUGAUCAACCGCGGCAUCGCGCUCCGCGACGACGCCGCGUCCCUGCGGGACGCGGGCGUCCGCGAGGGCGACACGCUGAUGCUCGUGGUCAUGCAGGGCGCGGGCGCCGGGCGGAUCGGCGCGGCGCCCGCGGCCGCGGCGCCGCCCGCCUACGGCCAGCAGGCGCCGUCCUACCAGCAGCCGCAGCAGCCGUCCUACGGCCAGUCGUCCUACGGCCAGUCGUCCUACGGCCAGUCGUCCUACGGCCAGUCGUCCUACGGCCAGCCGCCGCCGUCGCCCUACGGCCAGCAGGCGCCGUCCUACCAGCAGCCGCAGCAGCCGUCCUACGGCCAGUCGUCCUACGGCCAGCCCUCCUACGGCCAGCCGCCGCCGUCGCCCUACGGCCAGCAGGCGCCGUCCUACCAGCAGCCGUCGUCCUACGGCGCCUACGGCCAGCAGUCGUCGCCCUACGGCGCCGCGCCGCCGCCGGCGUUCGCGCCCGCGCCCGCGCCGCCGCCCGCGCCGUCGCCCCAGGGCCGCUGCCGCGUGACCGUGCCCGCGAACGCGGGGCCGGGAUCCGUCAUGACCGUGCGCGCGCCGACGGGCCAGACCGUGCGCAUCACCGUGCCCGCGGGCCACUACGCCGGGUCGAGCUUCGAGUUCGCGUACGACGCCGGGGGCGGCGCCGGCGCCGCGGCGCCGCCCGCGCCGGCCUACGGCGGCCAGCAGGCCGCGCAGCGGCCCAUGGCCUCGGGCUCGCUCAUGCGCGUCGUCGUCCCCGCGAACGCCGGCCCGGGCUCGACGCUGACCGUCAACGUGCCGGGCAAGGGGCCCCACCGCAUCGUCGUCCCCGCGGGCUGCGCCCCGGGGCAGUCGUUCCAGUUCCGCGUGCAGUAG